AUGUCCCGCAUAAUGUCGUCUGCAGUCAGCAUUGUCAGCCUCCUUGUAUUCGCCCUGUCAGCCCUUAUCGCAAUCGAACCUGUGCGUGCGCUGGCGGUACCGGAGAUGUUAACGAUUAUGAGGAGGGACGUAUGGGCUCCUGAGAUUACCUCGCCGGAGGAGGGUGAUGUAUGGAGAGUAGGAGAGACGGUGCUGGUCACCUGGUCUACUGAGGAUGCACCAGCGCAAGUGACGAACUCAAACGGCCAGGUCGUUCUGCGCACUGUUGAUGGGUUUGUACAAGGUCUGGGCGGAUUGAACGAACCGUUGGCGAGCAACUUCUCGCUUUUCGAUGGCAAGGUCGAACUGCAAGUACCUACGGUUCCUGCACGUACGGAUUACAAGGUUGUUUUGUUUGGCGAUUCCGGAAACGAAAGUCCCGGAUUCACAAUCUCAAAUCCUGUAGUCGAAGCAUUUAACUCGUUUUAA
Molecule: messenger RNA, 468 nt
Organism: Fomitiporia mediterranea MF3/22
Lineage: Eukaryota; Fungi; Basidiomycota; Agaricomycetes; Hymenochaetales; Hymenochaetaceae
Exons: 3
Coding region: 1-468 (155 amino acids)
Source: RefSeq, a predicted model, not a curated record